AAGUGAACCUGGUCAGCUUCACACUUUUGCUUCCACGUCACAACUGAAAAAGAUCUCAAAGGCAGCCAGACCAGCAUUCUUCAUGAGUGAAUACAAGAAGACAGUAACCGCCUCUGGCGCUGCGCUCCUCGACGAGCUGCCACGUCGCGUGGCGCUUGUGCAGGAGCUGGUGCAGCAGCACGCCGGUGAGCGCUCGCCAUCCAAGCUACGCACCAAGUUCGCGCAGGCGGUGCUGGCAGCUCCGGCAGCCGUGAGCUCCAACGGCGAAGUGCAGGCGCUGCUGACGGUCGUGGGGGACGAGGUGGCGCAUCUCAUGAGCGCCAUUCAGCAACUGCAGGUGUGGAUCCAACUACAAGUGCCCAAGGUCGAGGACGGCAACAAUUUCGGCGUGGAGGUGCAAAAGUACGCGUUCGUGCACCUGAAGGAGGCGCUCGAGAAGUGGCAGAAGACGUGGGACUCCUUUGCCGACUACAGCUCGGUACGUGCUACGGCUGUGGAGAAGCUUAACGCUAAGGCCAGUUCCGAGACCAGCACGACGACCACCGUCACCUCCUCGAAGGGCGGCAAGGACGGCGACGAGGAAAAGCGCGUCACUGCCACGGUGGAGAAGCAGAGCAACGCUGGCACCAAGGCUCCUGAGGACGCCAUUGCUUCCGUCGUGGAGAUCGACAUCAAGUGGUACUUCAACCUGGUACGCGCGCUCGAGGGCGUACGCGACCAAUACGCCGUCACGGAGGACGUCAUUACCAAGAACAAGGAGAAGAUCGAGCUGCCGCGCGGCAAGAAUGACCGCGCUGGGUUUAACAUGUUUUAGACGUGACAAAGACCGAAUGCAACUAGACGGCGGGUGGCUUUUAAUACGGUUAUGGCCUGUUGCGCUGAAAGCAAGACGCAAUAGUGUGUGUCGAGCAGCUUGAACUCUGGAUCGCUAGUCAACAAGCAAAGAAGGACUGAGAAACGCCACCGUUUCGUAGGGUAAUUAAGGGGUAAGAACAGCAUUGAUGCGGUGAUACCCACCUUAAAGCGUCAUUUCUACUUUACUAUUCUGGGUGCUGCUACGUAA
This is a messenger RNA of Phytophthora nicotianae INRA-310, 1063 nucleotides long. RefSeq lists its product as hypothetical. The transcript has a single exon. Gene Ontology annotation, biological process: regulation of proteasomal protein catabolic process; regulation of G1/S transition of mitotic cell cycle; positive regulation of endopeptidase activity. Bases 83 to 814 code for a protein of 243 amino acids. Gene Ontology annotation, cellular component: cytoplasm; proteasome activator complex; nucleoplasm. NCBI's taxonomy places the organism in Eukaryota, Oomycota, Peronosporomycetes, Peronosporales, Peronosporaceae. Gene Ontology annotation, molecular function: endopeptidase activator activity. The record is from RefSeq and is a predicted model, not a curated record.